CUGAGAAGAAAAAGAGGAAAAAGAUGAUUACAAGAAGAAGAAGCCGCCGACGACGACGCAAUCGCCCCCAAACCCUUCGCUUCCCGAUGAUUUGCUACUAAGCUGUUUUGCACGCGUCUCGAGACUCUACUAUCCAACUCUCUCACUCGUCUCCAAGACCUUACAAUCUCUCCUCGCUUCACCGGAGCUUUACAAGACUCGUUCCUCUAUAGGCCACACCGAGAGUUGUCUCUAUGUGUGUCUACUUCCCACCCCGACCCUAUCCCUCGCUGGUACACCCUCUGUCGGAAACCUGACCAAACCCUAACCACCACCAAUGACACCAUGAAGCUGAAGAAGAAGAAGAAGUCAAGUGGGUAUGUUCUGGCUAAGAUCCAAACUCCCCAUUUGGGUCCUGUGCACUGGUCGGGUUUCGUGACACUUGGUUCAGAGAUCUACAACUUUGGCGGACCCGAGGAGCCCUCGUCCAGCGUAUUGAUCAUGGACUCCAGGUCCAACACGUGGCGCGAGGGUCCAAGUAUGUUGGUAAAGCGGAAGCACCCACACGGCGUUGUCCUUGAUGGGAAGAUAUAUGUAGCAGGAGGAUGCAAAGACUGCAGCAGGGGUUCAUUGGAGUGGAUGGAGGUUUUUGAUCCAAAGAAGCAAACUUGGGAGUUUGUGUCAGGCCCUGGCGCUGAGAUAUGUGGCUGUGACUAUCUAAGUAAAAGUGCCGGAUUUGAAGGAAAGGUAUACAUCUUUGGAGGCGGUAAUGGUUUGGCUUACAACCCUAGGGAAGGUCGAUGGGAAAGGGUGGGAUGGGAGAUGGAUUCGAGUUGGCACUGGUAUUCUUAUGCGGUGAUUGACAACGUUCUCUACAAGUACGAAGGAGGAUUCAAAUGGUAUGACACUAAGGUAGGAGUAGGAGUCUGGAGGGGCUUGAAAGGUGUGAAAGGACUGCCUAAGUUCCCUCGUUAUAUUGCGAGGUUGGCGGAUUAUGGUGGGAAGAUGGCUGUUUUGUGGGAGAGGGUUUUGGUUUCCACUGGACGCAAGGACAAGAUGAUUUUGUGUGCAGUGAUUGCGCUUGAAAGGCGUAACGAUGAAGAGAUUUGGGGCAAGGUGGAAUGGUAUGACACAGUGCUUACAGUCCCCAAGUCAUGUAGGGUUGACUACGCUCUUGCUACUACCGUUUGAUGAAUGUGAUGAAUCUUUUUGAAGUCUUGGGCGAUAGACAUCAUUUCACUUGUAAUGGUAAUCCUAUAAUCUUUUUUGGUUCUUGUAAUAUCUGUGACUCAACUUAAGCAUAAUCCUAGGUUCUUUCACUGUAUUGUACCAUCUUUUGGACUUUGUCAUUGAUGCAAAAAAUGAGUGGUCAAGUUGC
Eruca vesicaria subsp. sativa (arugula) is the source of this 1357-nucleotide messenger RNA. Lineage: Eukaryota; Viridiplantae; Streptophyta; Magnoliopsida; Brassicales; Brassicaceae. The record is from the annotation of a GenBank genome assembly.